AUGGAGGAUUCGAUUCGCAUCGCUCCACGACCACGAGGCAACCAUUGCAGCAUCCAGGCUAGACAACACGUCAACCUGGAUCGAGCAACGCUGGAAGGAAUGUUUCACCUGAAGCAAGAGGAAGCUGCAGCAAACCUGGGGAUAUCGCUCACAAGUUUGAAGCACGCCUGCCGCAAGUUAGGCAUCAGCCGAUGGCCAUUCAGCCGAUGGAGUAGUGAGGUUGCUGCUGAGAAUGAAUCUAGAAAUGAGGGAGCGUCCAGCGAGAGUGACGGGGGUACAACAGAGAGGAACGUUCGUGCAGGGGAUUUGCUCUGGGGCGAGGAUAUGAACAUGUCGGAUGCAACGGAAAUUAGUACUUCAUGGAGCUUCUCGAGCUCUGAAUUUCUGAGCCAGCACUUAGAGACGAUGUCUUCUGAACAUCAGGCCCCAGGGAAGAAUGAAGGUGCAGGAAACGAGAGUUUGAGGCGCGAAGACAUCUCUUGGUUGAAGUGGUACCUGCGAUGCGACAUGAUGAGCGAUGAGAUAUAA
This is a messenger RNA of Guillardia theta CCMP2712, 528 nucleotides long. RefSeq lists its product as hypothetical. The transcript has 2 exons. Lineage: Eukaryota; Cryptophyceae; Pyrenomonadales; Geminigeraceae. The record is from RefSeq and is a predicted model, not a curated record. Bases 1 to 528 code for a protein of 175 amino acids.